Molecule: messenger RNA, 1458 nt
Organism: Angiostrongylus costaricensis
Lineage: Eukaryota; Metazoa; Nematoda; Chromadorea; Rhabditida; Metastrongylidae
Source: the annotation of a GenBank genome assembly
AUGAAAGUCUUCACACCAGUGCUAGUCAUUUUCGCAAGCAAACUCUUUUCGAUCAUUUCUGCCAUUGACGACAGACUUAACGCUGUACUAGAGAGCCUUCUAAAAUCUGAUGAAGCGUUUGGUCUGCGUUUCCGAUUCUCUGACGACGACAGUAGAGAGCGACAUCGAUUCGCUGUCGAGGUAGAUGCGACCGACUGGUUGACAGUGCAACGUAUCGCUCGAAGUUCUGGAUUUGUUAUUGAGGAUAGGAUUCGUUGGGCCGAGUAUCUAAAGCCGUUGCAUCGUGAAAAACGAAUCACCUUCAUCGAUCCGCUCUACGCAUCACAACUUCAAUCGUGGUCAACGUUUCCGAAAAUGUCGAUAGCAGAAACUUGGGCUCAAGGUCUCAGCGGCAAAGGAGUAACAAUAGCCGUGUUGGAUGAUGGUAUUGAAUCGACUCACGACGAUCUUCGAGGCACAUUUGAUCCGACGGUCUCGUACGAUUUUAUUAGUAGAAGAGCUGAUGUAACACCAAACAUGAUCGAAACGCACGGCACCAGGUGUGCUGGAAUUAUCUCUAUGACUGCUAACAACUCAAGGUGCGGUGUCGGUAUCGCCUAUAAUUCACGAAUGGGAGGGCUAGUGGUUCUCAAAAAGGAUCAAUACCUGAACGAUGCGAUUGAGGGUGAUGCUCUAGCAUAUAAGAUUAACGAUAUCGAUAUCUAUUCUGUAAGCUGGGGACCAGCAGACGACGGCCGUACUGCCGAACUACCAGGACCGCUGGCGCAAAAAGCGUUAGAGAACGGUGUGAUGCAUAUCGUCAUCGGAGUGGCAACGUCAUCUGGUUUGUCACCGUGGUACGCAGAAGAAUGCAGUGCGAUCAUAGCAUCCAUCAGUGAGAGUUCGAGCGGAAUGGUAACUACCGAUGUUGACAACAAGUGCGCUUCAAUUAGUGGAUCAUCUGCGGCUGCGUCAUUUGCAGCCGCUAUACUGGCACUUGCCUUGGAAGCAAACCCAUCACUAACUCAAAGAGAUGUCCAACAUCUCAUUGUGCAUACUAGCGACAGUAGCCAACUUAUGGCCGUCUCUCCUGAACACUGGAUCAUCAACGGAGCAGGACGCUCGUUCUCAAGACGUUUUGGCUUUGGUGUUCUCAACCCUCUUCGACUCACCACUUCUGCCACACAGUGGAAAUCCGUACCAGUUCUUACCAGAUGUAGCAGAAAACUGCAUAUUGUCAAUGGGACCUUUACUGCUUCCGCUCCACUACUCGUCGAUUUACCAUUUAACGGCUGCAGCGGUACGUCUGGAGAGGUGAAUUGGAUAGAACGGCUGCAACUGGACGUUUCUUUGGCACAUCCACGACGAGGACUCAUUUCGCUUUUACUUAGCAGUCCAUUUGACUUCUUCGAUCAAUUGGGAACUUAUCAGGUGACGUUAAAGAAAUACGUGGUGUUGACUAACUAUCUUGAUAUCUAG